ACGCACUUUCCCGGAAAAAAAUUUGUAGCGAGAAAAUAAUGGAAAAGAGAAAAUUCCCCGAUUCCCCUUAUUUAGCUCGGAGAGAGAAAUAAAACAAUUAAAAACUAUUCUAUUUGAGAAAACAAGUGACGACUUUUCCGGUUAUUAUUUUCAUGGUUCCAUUCCCGAAUUUCGUUAGGGUUUCGUAAUUUUGCACUCUUCGGUGCUUUAUCGAUUAAUUUUGCUGGAAAGUUUUCAUCUUUUUUCGGCUUCUGAGUUUGGUUCGUUAAAUCCAGAAUUGAUUGUGGUGUUCCUUGAAGAAGUUUCAGAAAGAGAGGGGGGAGGAAUACGAUGUCUUCUUCUUCUUUUUCUUCUUCUUCCUCAGCUACUGUCGCAGUGGAUAAGGCGACCAGCGAUCUUCUUAUGGGCCCUGAUUGGACCAUGAACAUCGAAAUUUGUGAUUCCAUCAAUUCUAAUCAUUGGCAGCUGAAAGAUGUGGUAAAAGCUGUGAAGAGGAGAUUACAACAUAGGAGCUCUAGAGUUCAAUUACUAGCUCUCACGCUGCUGGAGACAAUGGUAAAGAACUGUGGUGAUUUUGUUCACUUUCAAAUUGCUGAGAGAAACAUACUGGAAGAGAUGAUUAAAAUCAUAAGAAAAAAGGCAGAUAUGCAAGUGAGGGAUAAAAUCUUAAUGCUGCUGGACUCAUGGCAAGAAGCAUUUGGGGGACCAGGUGGUAGUCAUCCUCAGUACUAUUGGGCAUAUGAGGAGUUAAAGCGAUCUGGAGUAGUUUUUCCAAAGAGAUCACCAGAUGCAGCUCCAAUAUUUACUCCUCCUCCUACCCAUCCAAAUAUAAGAAGUAUGCAAGCUGGAUAUGGGAUGUCGAGCAAUUCAUCUAAAACACUGGAUGAAACUAUGGCUACUGAGAUAGAAAGUUUGAGUAUGUCAAGCUUGGAGUCCAUGCGACAUGUUUUGGAUCUUUUGAGUGACAUGUUGCAGGCUGUGAAUCCUAGUGAUCGUGAAGCGGUAAAAGACGAGGUGAUUAUUGAUCUAGUUGAUCGCUGUCGCACAAACCAGAAAAAGUUGAUGCAAAUGCUAACUUCAACUGGGGACGAGGAGCUUCUUGGACGAGGCCUCGAAUUAAAUGAUAGUAUUCAAGGUUUGCUAGCUAGGCAUGAUGCAAUUGCUUCUGGUACUGUGUUUCCAAUUCAAGGAGCAAGUUCCAGCGCUGUGCCAACUGAAGUUCAACCAAGUGUAGAUCAAUCCAAUGUUAACAGCUCCACCCUUGGAGAGGCUUCUUCAACGCUUAAAGCUAGCUCUUCAGCCGUAGUGCUUUCCGAAACCCGGAGCCAGAGUGAUGAAGAGGAAGAAGAUGAAUUUGCACAGCUAGCUCGGAGGCAUUCUAAGGCACAGCCAGUGAUUUCAAAUGAUACCGCAACUGGUUCCAGCCAAAACUCAGUGUCAGUUAACACUACCAGCACAACUCCACAUGUUCCAAAUCCCGCAACUUCAGUUCCAUCCAAUGCAUUAGUUCUUUCCAACCCACCUGCCCCAGUUACUACUGCAAAGGAUCAGGACAUUAUUGACUUACUGAGUAUUACUUUGUCAGUGUCACCAUCCCCACAGACAAGUUAUGCAUCGUCUCCACAGACAAGUUAUGCACCAUCAGCCUCUAGCCAAGGCAUACAUCAGACACCUGUUCAGUCCACAUCAGAAGGGUAUUCUUUUGCUUCCCAAACAUAUCCGGGAAAUCUGUCAUACAACAGUUACGUUGUCCCUUGGGCUCAACCUCAAUCUAAGUCAGAAUUUCAAGCCCAGCCUCAACAACAAUCGUAUCAAUCCCGGUCUCAAUCCCCAACUCCACCCUCAUCUCAUAAUACACAUUAUGAAUUUGAACAACAGCACCAUCAAACGACCCAGCAGGACCGGUCUCAGCCCCAAUCUGAGCAAUUGCAAUCUCAACCAGUACUACAAUCCCCACAUGUAUUGCACCAACAACCUCAACAUAAUCAAUAUAGCUCUCAUCAACAACAUUUGCAACCUCAUAAUGAACAGCAACCUCUACAGUAUCAGCCGCAGCACCAAACACUGCAAUCUCAACCCCAACAGCAUUCACAGUAUCAGCCCCAAACGGUACAAGGUCAUCAGCCUCAAACUCAACCUCAGCAACAAUUUCAGAAUCAACCUCAGCAACAGCAACAAUUUCAGAAUCAACCUCAGCCACAGCAACAAUUUCAGAAUCAACUUCAGCAACCGCAACAAUUUCAAAAUCAACUUCAGCAACCGCAACAAUUUCAGAAUCAACCUCAGCAACAAUUUCAGAAUCAACCUCAGCAACAGCAACAAUUUCAGAAUCAACCUCAGCCACAGCAACAAUUUCAGAAUCAACUUCAGCAACCGCAACAAUUUCAUAAUCAACUUCAGCAACCGCAACAAUUUCAGAAUCAACAUCAUCAAUACCCUGCAAGAUAUCCUCCCCCACCAUGGGCAGCUACACCUGGAUAUGCCAACUAUCAAAAUCACUCUCCUGCUACAAAUUUGAUUUCAACACAAGCCAAUACAACAGUAUCGUAUCCUUUAGCUCCAGGAGUAAGGACGCCCGUGCUACACAAUAAUUCAUUAUCUGCCAGAGGUGGUGUCGGUGGAACUCCUGCAAGUGCAACUGGACAAAAGACUUUUGUUCCAUCUUAUAGGCUAUUUGAAGAUUUGAAUGUUUUCGGAAACACAGAUGGAAAGGUCAGUGGUUCAUCAUCUGGCUUGUCAGGGACAAUGGGACCUGGUAUGAUUGGUGGGCGUAAGUGAAGUGUUGUCUUAUGUAAAAAAAUGUAUUGAUAUACUGUAAAAAAUGGGACCAGAAGUAUUGUUUGCAGCUUCUCAUUUGCAUCUUAUGGAAGCUCUCUAGAUCGAUACAAGUGACUCUUCCUAUUCUGAGUAACAACAGAUCAUAAAGUUAAGCUGAGUCUUACCUCAGACGACAGACUUUGAACAUUCUUUGAUGUAAUAUUUUAGUUUCUUGUAGUGGUUUUCGUACUUAUGUUCA
This is a messenger RNA of Vigna umbellata (rice bean), 3016 nucleotides long. The record is from RefSeq and is a predicted model, not a curated record. NCBI's taxonomy places the organism in Eukaryota, Viridiplantae, Streptophyta, Magnoliopsida, Fabales, Fabaceae.